AUGUCUCAAGCUGAAGGGGAAACAUCACACGAGACAUUAAUAGCUUCGAUUACUGCUGACAAUUCUUCAAAGAAAAUUAAGAAAAAAAAACUAAAUAAGGAAAAUGAACCAAAAUCUAUGAUAAUCAAAGAUGACGAAAAGUUAUUCAAAGAAACUAUGUCUGUGUUACGAGCUCCUCCGAGUGAUGAAUUCGAUGUUUUUGGAAAUUACGUUGCUGUGGAGUUACGACAACUCCGUUCUGAAGAACGAAGAAGACGAUUGAAGCGCAUAAUACAGAGAGCUAUCAUUGAUAUGGGAGAAGAGGAAGACAGACGUGAAAAAAUUGGUUCUACAUGUUCAUCUGGAAAUUAUUCAGAUACUGUGUCUGACUGGGCAUCAUCUAGUAGUUUUUCUAAUCAAAAUCCAUAUGAAUACUUAAUAACUAUUUCUAAUUCAUCAUCAAUGCCUCAACAAAUAGCAAGUGACAGUUCUAAUUUGUCAACUUUCUAUGAAAACUAUAAUCCUCAGUAA
Sipha flava (yellow sugarcane aphid) is the source of this 510-nucleotide messenger RNA. RefSeq lists its product as uncharacterized. The coding region runs from base 1 to 510 and encodes 169 amino acids. Lineage: Eukaryota; Metazoa; Arthropoda; Insecta; Hemiptera; Aphididae. The record is from RefSeq and is a predicted model, not a curated record. The transcript has a single exon.